This is a messenger RNA of Cetraspora pellucida, 152 nucleotides long. Lineage: Eukaryota; Fungi; Glomeromycota; Glomeromycetes; Diversisporales; Gigasporaceae. The record is from the annotation of a GenBank genome assembly.
UUAUACCAAAGACUUUUCGUAAGAAUAAUGCUACCUCUAAAAGUAUAUCAAACAACGUAACUAUUCCAGUACUAAAACAAGAUAUGGAUGUAACUAUACCAGUAUUAAAACAAAGUAGACAAGAUUUGAACAAGACUGGCAUUUUUACAAAU